Molecule: messenger RNA, 8023 nt
Organism: Perca fluviatilis (European perch)
Lineage: Eukaryota; Metazoa; Chordata; Actinopteri; Perciformes; Percidae
Gene: ppp1r37
Product: protein phosphatase 1, regulatory subunit 37
Exons: 13
Coding region: 1116-4727 (1203 amino acids)
Molecular function (GO): protein binding
Source: RefSeq, a predicted model, not a curated record
GACGUGCUGACGUUAGACGUGUGAACAACAAACAGUUGUUGGACUUCAACAAGCUAGCGAAUGGUAACGCUAGACAAAAACAGGUCCAACGUACUUCUCCCGGAUAGAGAGGCGCCUACGGAACCCAUGCGAUCGGAACAUCUUUAUAAUUUCGUAAUAAUUAGCGCAUCAGUACCGGCAGGUGUAGCUUCGGCACGGUUUCCUAGCGCUAACGUUAGCCACCUAAACCUGCUCAUUGCUCGGAGUGUGACGCCUGUUUUUUUCCUGUCUGCCGCUGGUCGAGGGUUGUGAUGUGAGCCGAGUUGCAGCACGACAGAGGGUGAGACUAGAGCUACAGCCGGAAAACAUUUGUCUUGAAACAGAAGAAUGGACUUUCUCGGCGAGAAACAGACGACCUCACGUAUAGAAGCGGGUAUGCGACCGUACACGGGCCUGGAUGUCAUUGUUGGGCAACAACUUUAGCAAGCUAGCUAACAUUAGCUCGCUCAAAUCCAUGCAAAUGAAUUGGUUUGGUGUCGGGCAGUAAGCUCACUUUGCUAGCGUAAUGGAGGCACCCUGAGUGACUUGUACAUUUCAAUUGACUGUCCUGGUCCUCUCAAAUACUGCUGGCAAUGUGCUGACGACCAGGGAGCAUUUCGUCGGUUCCCACUUGGAGCAAUAGGACACGGUUGGCAGACAUUAUUAAGUGGUGGUUGCCUGCCUAGCUGAUAGUUGAGCAAAGUUGCCUGGUUUGACAUAUAAAUAAUUACUGAAACAGUAUCUAUUUCACAUACAUGUAGACAUCACAUAUUUCUUGUAUUGAUAUUGGUUUGAAAUUGCACUUUAUUUAUCACAUGUUUAAGGAUGCACCAAAGUAACCUGUGAUUUUGGGAUUGUAAAAACUAUAAUUCAUUUAACCCCAAGUACAACAAACUAGUUAAACUAUACGUAUAACUUUCUGAAUGCACUUGAAUAUAAUUUGGCCAAUAAAGCAUAGGUGCACAUUUACAUAUAUUGUUGUGAGGCAAAGGCCAGAGACAGGCUUAUCCAUGUCAGUUGGUUCCUAGUUACUGUUUAACCCAAUAUCUAGGCUGUCUGGCACAGUUAAAGACGCAAGUUUCACUGGAAAUGAAAACAUGAAUAUCGAAGAGCAGUGUCUAGAUUUGUGCAAUGUCAAGACAAAAAGCAAUCUGGACGAUGAUCACAACACUGCCAACAACACAGAAGGUAUCACCCCCAGGAUCUCUGAACUGAUGACGGACAGUAACACAGAAAAACAAAACAUUGUUCCCACAGAGGCCUCCGAAACGUACCUGAUGCCUCAUCUCGCUGACAACCUUCAGGCAGCUGAGGAGGACAACCACCAGGCACAAGACACACUGGAAAUUGAUGAGGUCAAUGGAAACAGAAAGAGCAGUGCUCAAGACACCCCUGCAGUAGUGAAUCCCACUGACUUGAUCUUUUCUAAUGAUGAGCAGCGCAAGGACGAUAUUGGGGUGGAGAACAUGAAGGAUACUGAUCCUGCAACGUUUGUUGUGGAAGAAGGGGAUGAUGGUGGGGACAUGGACAUAGGUGUGGAUCUAAGUCUUGAUGAGAGUGGGGUGUUGGAGGCUGAAUCAACAAAUGUCAGAUCAUUCUCAGACAAAACUUUAGAAUCAGAGUCCACCACGUCUCAGGAUGUCCCAGCUGGCAGCACGGCAGAGAGCCCGUCAGACGCAAGCCAGACAAGCAGCAUAGUAGCUUCUGCCACAGACCAGGCUGGACUGUACCCUUCGGUGGAGGAGGUUGGCGAUAAACACAAACCAAGUGGCAAAAGGGUGACUUUUCCCUCAGAUGAGGAUAUAAUCUCUGGAGCUGUGGAGCCCAAGGACCCCUGGAGACAUGCUCAGAAUGUGACGGUGGAGGAGAUCCUCUCUUCCUACAAACAAGCUUGUCAGAAACUCAACUGUAAACCCAUACCCAAAGUGCUCAAACAGAUACAGGAACUGAAAGACCUGACUCAGCGAAAUGAAUGCUUAGAUCUAAAAGGUGAGAAGCUGGACUACAAAGCAUGUGAGUCUCUGGAAGAGAUUUUGAAGAGGGUCCAGUUUAAAGUGAUAGACCUGGAGCAGACCAACCUGGAUGAAGAUGGUGCAUCAGCUCUGUUUGACAUGAUCGAGUACUAUGAGUCAGCCACACAUCUCAACAUCUCCUUCAACAAGCACAUUGGCACACGGGGAUGGCAGGCUGCAGCUCACAUGAUGAGAAAGACGAGCUCCCUGCAGUAUCUCGAUGCACGUAACACUCCCCUGCUGGACCACUCGGCUCCCUUCGUUGCACGAGCACUCAGAAUCAGUGGCAGCCUGGCAGUCCUCCACCUGGAGAACGCUGGUCUGUCUGGCAGACCGCUCAUGUUACUGGCUACAGCUCUGAAGAUGAAUAUGAACCUGCGGGAGUUGUACCUGGCAGACAACAAGCUCAAUGGCCUGCAGGACUCGGCCCAACUUGGAAACUUGCUGAAGUUCAACUACAACAUUCAGAUCCUGGACCUGCGCAACAACCACAUCCUAGACUCUGGUCUGGCCUACGUGUGCGAAGGACUAAAAGAGCAGAGGAAAGGUCUCGUCACUUUGGUGCUAUGGAACAACCAGCUCACACACAAUGGCAUGGGCUACCUCGCUGCUGCACUGCCAUGCACCCAGAGUCUGGAGACUCUGAACCUCGGCCAUAACUCUGUGGGUAACGAAGGAGUCCACAAGCUGAAAGACGGACUGAUUGGGAACCGCUCUGUGCUCAGACUGGGCCUCGCUUCCACCAAACUGUCCUGUGAAGGAGCUGUGGCUGUGGCUGAAUUCAUCGCUGAGAGCCCCAGACUGCUGCGCCUGGACCUUCGAGAGAAUGAGAUCAAGACAGGUGGACUGAUGGCCCUUUCACUCGCCCUAAAAGUCAACACGUCUCUGCUGCGUCUCGACCUUGACCGGGAGCCCAAGAAAGAAACUGUAAAGAGCUUCAUUGAGACCCAGCGCGCCCUGCUGGCUGAGAUCCAGAAUGGCUGCAAGAGGAACUUCAUCCUGGCUAAGGAGAAGGAGGAAACAGAGCAGAAGAUGAGGCAGUCAGCAUCCAUGGCUGAAAUCGCCACAGAGGAUGGGACCACAGAAGAAGAGGAGGAAGAACCAGCAGCAGAGGAGAGAGGGGACAAAGGGGGGAAAGAGGUAGAAGAAAAAUGUGAAACGCCAGGAAAUGAAGGACAAACAAGCAGCGAGUCAGGAGACAGCAAUGAGACUACCAUUCCUGAAAUGAUCCUGGAGUCGGACUCAGACACUGAGGAUGAGGAGGAUGAGGAGGUGGUAACAAAGUCCUCUUCCACGUCAAACUCCUCCCCUCGCUUAAAUCAGACUGCUCCUCAAAUCCAGACAGGGGUUGCACAGCCCUUCCUCAGUGCCUCGUGUACAUCCUCAACCCUGUCUGCCUCACCUACUGGCAGCCCGAGUGUCAUUUCCGGCAUCACCGUCACAGAAUCUGCAGUUCCUCGUGGCACCCCUCCAUCUCCUGGUCGCUGUAUAUCUGUCUCUAGUCCAGGGAGGGGUCACAAGAUCUUCAUGGUAACUCGGGUGGAGAGCCCCCCUGAGCAGCUACAAUUCCAGAUGAGUGCACCGGCAGCUCCCAGCCAGGCUAAAGAGGCCUCAAAGAAGCCGGUAGACGGGAGCGCACCCACGACACAGCCGACGUGGCCACCGCCCUCAUCUCAAACACCUACACAAACACAACUGACACAGGCGGACUUGAAGGAGAGCUCAGCUGCUCCGUCAACAGACUGUAAACUCAAAGAUCAGAGUCCUGUAGCACACUUAGAGUCCGCAGUAAAUACUACACUAGAGCCACAGUCUACAAGUCAACCCACAGAGGAUGCGACAGCUAGCACUUUAGACCCAGAAUUGACAGAUCCAAGUCAACAAGCACUAGUCCUGCCAUCAAACUCCUCAUCUGCGCAGGCUGUAGCAUUUCAGCUCACUAAGGAGGUAAUGGAGAGCAUUAAAAGCCCCCAACCCAAGCCCACUUGUGUUGAGGAAAAGAAGGAAGGAGAGGAGGAGGAAGGUCUUAUAGAAGAUUUUAGUCAAACCCAGACUAGUAUCCCUGCAGAACAAUCGCAGCAGCCGUUAACAAUUGCUCUUGAACAGCUACAGGAUGAGCUAUCAACUGCAUCAGAGGAGAGCCAGUUACCAAACCAAACAGAAGAAGAGGAGGCCCUUCCAAAAGAGGAGAAGCAGGAAGCGCCAGCCGACUUGUCAGAAAAUGAAAAACCCAGUUUAACAGAGAAAGAGGACAGCCAGCCAACCCAAGAGGAACCGUGUCCAAAGCAAACGGAGGCAGAUGAACAGGCAACAGAGCCUGUUCUCUCUAUCCAGACUGAUCAACAGGAACCAUCUGUCACUCAAGGUGGAGCUCAGGAGUUAAAUCCUCCAGCAGGAGAAGCCUCAAAGAGUCCCGAACCAGCCUCGACCGAGUCUGUCUCCCCAGUCAAAGACGAGGAUUCACCCGAUGAGAGCUCUGCAGAUGAAGACGAGUGUUUUGCCGAGGAUCCGGAGGAGGAGAUAGUCGGUUCAGCUUUACCCAACGGCCUGAAGCCUGAGUUCUCCCUCCAUCUUCUGGACGCCGAAAGCCCCAAGCCCGGCAGCUGUGUGAUGGAGCACGUGAGUGUCAGCUGUGGACAAGACCUGGAGGAGCUGCUGCUAGAAGCCAGUUUGGAGACGGGGAGAGACGCACCAUGAGGUGCACCAUGAGGUUUUGAGAGGGACGGCGAGAACGGGAGAAAACGGCACCGUCGAUAGUUUGUCUGGCUCUACUACAUGACAAGUUGCCCUGCAAUGUUUUUGUCUUUUCUUUGACUUUACCAUCCACACAACCUUUCCAUAAAGGACAAAAGACCCGGUAUUAACAGUCAAAGCUCUGAAAAUACAAGCAAAUUAGAGAAAGAAACAAAUAAAUACAAAAUCGACUUCUGGAGCUUUGCUGUGACAAAAAAGAUGCCCUCUACAUCCACACUACGUCAACCACAGAAACAGUUACAUAUGCAUAUUAUGCAGAAGAGAGAGAGGAAAAAAAAAAGAGAAAUAAAAUCACUCUGUUAUCACUACAUUUCGUCAAUCUGCAAUCUUUAUAGACAAGCAGACGCCUGUGAGUGAGACAGAAGAGAGCUGGGGGGUUAAACACUAACCAAAGACGGAACACAGACCUUUCUCACAGCCCUCCUGUUGCUCUCUUGUGUAGAUUUCCACUGUAGUUGGAGGAAUAACUAGCAAUUCUAUAUAUAUAUAUAUUAUUUUUUUUUUUUUUUGUCAUAACACAUACACAAAGACAUAACAGUGAUAAUGAGAAAAGUGGGGUUGAUGGCACAUUCACAAGACAAAAUAGCAUUGACGGGCCCUACUGAGCGGACCUGCUGGCUUUAAACACUUGUUCUAGAGGUGGAUGUAGGUCACUAUCAAAGGCUUUUAUAUCCGAGGAAGCUGAAGAUGUUAACGUGUCUGUUAAAAUGUCAACGUUUUAUGUCAGUUCCCAACUCCUGACCAUUUCUCUCCCUUCUGGGAAAGAAGAACUUUUAAGGGACCUCUGCCAAAGUGACUUCCCUCUCUGUGUUUUCUCCUCCUCUGCUCACUUUGGCCCCUCAGGAAUCAGCGUCCCCCUCCGGUCAGUCUUCUCAGAUCUGAUGUGGAGGAGCUGCAACUGUCUCUCCGCCUGCCUCCGCUGCAACAAAAAAAAAGAAAGCUUUUUGAAGUCGGUAAUUUUGCUCCCAGCUGGGGAAAAAAAACCAGAAUGUCUGCGAAUGUCAGAAAGCAAGAUGUCUGCUUUUGGUUGAGUUAUUUACAUCUUUUUUUUUUCCUUGAUUCUCUACAACGCUCAGACACUAUUUUUGCUUUGUUCGACCAGUCAUUGUUGUGUCAAACUCUUUCAAGAAAAGCAGCUCGGUCUCUGUCGACAUUUCCCCCCUCCUUCCUCCUGUCCCUCAGUCUUUCACUGAUACUUUCUGCCAUCUCCCCGCUCCAGCUCAUCAUUCAUGUUGCCUUCAAAACUCACCACUUCAGGUUCAGUCUUUGUUUUUUCUUUUGGGCUGCUUUGAGAAAUCACUUAUUUUCUAUUUAUUUUAUAGCUAUAUGAGCCUUUUCUGAUUUACUUUUCCCCCUUUUUUUUUCUUCACCUCCAUCCUCAUUUUAUCUUUUUUCUUUUCCAUUUUGGGGGUUGCUUUUAAAGAUGAACCCCAUUUUGUUGAUGUAUAUUUCAGAUUCAAACUAGAGCAAAUAUUUAGUUUUGUUUUUUAGGGGGAGGGAAAGGUAAUCUGUGUUGGAAGAAAAGGUAAAUAUGGUUGAAUGGUUGACUAUAGCAGUCGGGGUGCAGUAAUGAAAGCAAACGCACGAAUUCAGCAAACAUUGGUUCUCAUCAAAGUCCUGGUUGUUUCAACACUACUGUGCUGGGUGAGGCUGUGGCCACAAGGUGGCAGUGGUGGUUGUGUUGUUUUCUCACAGAGGAGACAGAAGUGAAAGGAUACCACAGUCUAAACAACAUCGUAUACAACACACUGCAGGCGCUGAUGUCUCUGCUCAAAUACAACUUCUGUCCUGAAUUUUCCCAAGCAAGGAUUUAGGAAGAAACUUCACACGAAAUGUCAACUUCAUGUAUGUUCGUGAAGAGAGCUGCUUUGAUUAUUUCCUGAAGCAGAUACGGGCAGGUGUGUUGUAUUUUUUAUUUUUUUUUCCUUCUUAAAAGGAGCAGCAUUCAACCCUCCUGCUCCUCUUCACCCAAGCGAUAGUUUGCCCCCGCUGUUUGUUAUGCUUUAAUUUUUAGAAAUUUUUAAUAAUAAUUUGUUAACUUAAUUGAAAUGUGCUGGUAAUCACAAAGAUAUGUAUGGCGAAAUUUGUUCCUCUCAAAUAAAUGCAUGUAAUGACUAAAUGAUAUGACUGAAUGUUUCAAUGCCUGAACUCUGCAGAUGGAAAAAUGUGUUUGGAUCAAGUUUGGUUGGGAUUUUUGGACACAUCUAGUGAAUUUUGAAACCUACAGAGAUGUUUUGCAGGAAAUGGAGUCAAUACAUCACUUGUAUACAAAACAAUUAAUUAUUUAAUACAAUAUUAAAAAGUACAGUCCCUAUAAGUGUUCUUUUUUUUUUUUGACUUUCUGUUGGUCAGUACCUAACAAAAAAAUAAAUACAUUGCUGUGGUUCAGUCCAGGGAGGUUGGAAACCUCACUGUGAGUGACCGAGGGGCUGUCAGUGUAGAAUGACAAUCAUGUUUUGAUAUAGUUAGACAUCAGGUGGGUGGUUUGUGUGUUUGGCACUAAUGCACAACCCCUCGCACUGCAACCUCUGCAUAGAAAAGCAAAAAAAAAAACAUGUUUCUGCAACUCAAAAUUAAAAAUUUCAGACAUUCCCCCAAUGUUUGCUUUGGUUUCUUUGGUCCAAAAAAUGUGAUAUUUGAUUUUCUACAUAUUGCCCAGCCCUAGUGUCAAGUCCCGGAGGCCGGAGUUUCUCAGUCGAAAUUACCACUUUGAUAUUGACGUGAACACUGUUUACCAGUCGGAUACUCGUAAUUACGACAACUCCGAUAUGACAUGAACGUGUCAUUAGACACCGCAAUGACUGAAGUCCGUAAAAUGACAAAUACAUUUUCCAAGUUCUAAUCCACUCCCUGUGUUAAUUGUUCAUGUUUCUCUUGUUACAUGCUAUAUGUGUUGAAAAUUUUUAUCUUAUCUUAUCUUUUAUCAAAAUUCCUCUUUCUGUAAAACAAAAAAAUAUGUUUGAUGACCCAUCUUGAACUCUGUGCAGUAACAUAAAUGUUUCCAAUCAAAUGUGAUUUUGGUUUAGCGUUAGUGUGGGUAGCUAGCAGAGCAAUAUCCUAGUGAGAGAUGAUGGAUUUCAGCUGGCAAAACCUUUGUUCACAUUUCCAAAGAAUGUGGCAGUGAGUAGCUUGUUGACUUCCUGACCCACUACUGCAUUGCUUGAUGUCAGUUUUUUGGCAAAAUACUGUGUAACCAGCAGGCAAAGUUCACCCUAAUUUUCUUUAAAGUUUGAAAUGUU